AUGGCGCCACGAACGUCCCGAUCAACCGCGUCCGCAGCUCCCGAUGCCCAGGCUCACGAGCCUACUGAAGACAACAUGAGUCUCGACGUGCCAGAACAACUAUUGACGCCUGAAAACAGCCGCUCGGAGACUUCAAGCAACAACGAGAACGCGCUGACCGACGAAACAUCCGCAGGACGGCGAAGGUCAACACGGGUUACUCGCGCAUCGUCGCGGCCGAGUGAGCCACUGGAGGACACACCUGAGAACGAGGAACCCGCAGCCUCAUCUAGCGAGGCCUAUGUCGACAGUCUUGCCAAGGCGAAACGCUCGCACUCUUCUUUACGCCACAGUAUUGCAGUAAUGGAAUCUUCCUUGCGGAGCGGAACCCCAGUCAACGAUGAUACUGCGGCCGACAGAACUAUGGCCCCCGACACGCCUGUCUCGAGGUCUUCCCAGGGCUUGCAAUCCGAGGAUAUGAAUAUGGCGCUUCAGCAGCGGACGCUACGAAACCGUGUGGGGAAGGAAUUGGUCGAAGACGAAGGAACGACCACGGCCGAACUAGUCCCAUCCCGAACCUCUCCGCGCAAAUCUCUACGACGGUCAGGUCGCUUCGAUUUAUUGAAUAAGGCUUCAGAUUUGGUCAUCCGGGCCAGCAGCAUACUGGGAAAGCGCACGAGAAGCCAGACAGACAAGGAUCUCGAUCGGCGUAGCAGUCUCCGCUCUCGCAAUAUUGUCCCGUCGAAAGAUGAAACGGCUCUUUCGACAGCCAACGGGCCAGCAUCGAAGAAGCGUCGGGUAUCUGAGAGCGACUUGUCCAAACUCCGGGAUCAGGAUAGUUCUGAAGAGGAACCGGCUGUGCCUGCUUCGUCGCGACCUAGGCGCAAGAUAUGGCUAUCACAUGGCCUCUAUACAGGACAGGAACCCUCAGACUCGCCUCCUAAGCAGCGUCGGAGUAAGAAUUCGAAGAAAACUGGAACGGGUCCCAUGCAUCGCACCAUCCUUCCUAUGCCUAUGUUCAAAGGUGCUCGGCUUUUGAAGACUGGACGGGACUACCUGCUGCCGUUUGAUAUCUUUUCACCACUACCACCUGGCCAGCCUAAGCCUGAUGAGUGGCGCAAGACUAACAAGAAUGUUUUUGUUGGUGAUGCCGGAAGCUUCUGGAAAGCCAACAAAAAACUCGAGCUGUCUACUUGUAUGUGUACCGAAGACACUGGCUGUGAUGAUAACUGCCAGAACCGCUAUAUGUUCUACGAGUGUGACAACGGUAACUGCAGGCUGGGUCCCGAGUGCGGUAACCGAAAUUUCGAGGGCCUUAAGCACCGGACCAAGGCCGGGGGCAAGUAUAACAUUGGAGUCGAAGUUAUCAAGACAGCAGAUCGCGGGUAUGGCGUUCGCAGCAAUCGUUCCUUCGAGCCCAACCAGAUUAUCGUGGAGUACACCGGCGAGAUUCUUACCCAGCUUGAGUGCGAGAGGAGGAUGAGAACAGUAUACAAAAACAAUGAGUGUUACUAUCUCAUGUAUUUUGAUCAGAAUAUGAUCAUUGAUGCUACUCGCGGUUCUAUUGCUCGCUUUGUUAACCAUGCCUGUGAGCCAAACUGCCGUAUGGAGAAGUGGACUGUCGGUGGCAAGCCACGCAUGGCACUAUUCGCUGGGGAUCGAGGAGUCUCGACAGGGGAGGAAUUGAGCUAUGACUACAACUUUGAUCCUUACUCUAGCAAGAAUGUUCAACAAUGCCGCUGUGGAUCAGCGAACUGUCGAGGCUUCCUUGGUCCCCGACUAAAGGAUAAGCAGCAACGUGCCAAAGAACUCGAGAAACGAAAGGCCGAGGGAAUUCAGCAGGCAACUACAAAAAAGGUCAUCGAUAAGAAGCGCAAGGCCUCAGAAGAAGUCGAAAGCGAUGACUCCCAUCAAGGUAAAAAGCGCAAGAUGACCAAGUCCAAGGCCAUCAAGGCCGGCGUGAAAAAGGCCAUGGCUACCGUUCGUGGGAAGAAAACAACCAAGACAACGGCAAAAUCCAAAAGCACAACCACUGUCAAGUCGAAGACCAACGUCAAGCUACCAACCGUGAAAGCUACAGGCCGGAUGAAGGCCACUGUUCGCUCUUCCCGGUCUAACAAAGCAGCCAAGGAACCCCCGGCUUCUCCCAAGAGAACAUCCCAACUCAAGAGGCCUUCUGCUGAGACUAAGAAACAAAUCCUCGCUGCUGCUUCCAAAGGCUCUGGGGCUUCUCCCCGCAAAUCUGCGAAGAAGGCCCCUACCCAGAGCCCCGUCAAAGCUAAGAAGCCUGCUCCUAAGGCUAAGAGCACUAGCAAAGGGAGAUUUGGCAAGGGAGUCAAAUCUGCGGCUCGCCGUGUUAUGAAGUCAGUGAAGGGAGCAAGGAAAUGA
Messenger RNA from Penicillium roqueforti, 2367 nucleotides. Its product is annotated as putative histone-lysine N-methyltransferase (Ash1). NCBI's taxonomy places the organism in Eukaryota, Fungi, Ascomycota, Eurotiomycetes, Eurotiales, Aspergillaceae. Gene Ontology annotation, molecular function: protein binding; histone H3K36 methyltransferase activity. The record is from RefSeq and is a predicted model, not a curated record. The transcript has 4 exons. The coding region runs from base 1 to 2367 and encodes 788 amino acids. Gene Ontology annotation, cellular component: chromatin; nucleus. Gene Ontology annotation, biological process: regulation of DNA-templated transcription.